Molecule: messenger RNA, 789 nt
Organism: Caenorhabditis remanei
Lineage: Eukaryota; Metazoa; Nematoda; Chromadorea; Rhabditida; Rhabditidae
Exons: 6
Coding region: 1-789 (262 amino acids)
Source: RefSeq, a predicted model, not a curated record
AUGAAAAACCGUCCCAAGUCGUUGUUCCAUGAAACUGCAAAAUUCGUUGCUCUUUACAUGGAUACGGACGUGAUGGCUGUUCUAGAUAACACUGAGACAUGUUACACUUGUGGAUUCAGUGAUGCAAAGUUCGUGAUGCAGGUGGAUGAAAGUUUAGUGGACAAGUGCCCAGCAGGAGAGAACCCACCAACUUUUGAUGGCGUGAUGGCGGAGGGUGACGCUUCCACAACGACUCCUGAUGGCAUGAUUCAAAACUACACCAUAGCUUACACUGGCACCGGAUGGAAGUUUUCAGUUUUCUGUAAGCGUGAAAAUUUGGUGUUUAAGGAAAAAUGUUUCUACAGCUAUGAAGAGAUGCAAAGAAGACUUUUCUUCUAUAGAAGACCAAGCAUCGAUUGGUGUAUUGCGGUGGGCUACACACAGUACAUCAACAGUUCCUACUCUCAGUCCUCAAUUUUCUGCAAAAAAUACAAUUUGGAAUUCAGUGGUGUGGCUAGUGCUGCUGAAGUGGAACGGCUCGUUUAUCAACUCAAUGCUCUUAGAAAACGGUUAAAUGUACGUAUCUUGAACGCGUUUGUAGACGCUCAGAGGACCACGGAAUGUCAGGCAACGCCUACAACUAAGAAAUGUAUGAGUAUAGAAGGAUUCACUACUACGGAUAAAAGUGUUCAAAACCUAGAUGCCUAUCAGUUUAUGACAGAUGCAUCUGCUGGUGCGACAACUGGGAAACAAUGUAUGGUGAUGAUGGGAGAUGUUGUGAACGAUGGGAAAAUUGAUUUUGUGGAGUGA